Molecule: messenger RNA, 2901 nt
Organism: Diachasmimorpha longicaudata
Lineage: Eukaryota; Metazoa; Arthropoda; Insecta; Hymenoptera; Braconidae
Exons: 2
Coding region: 1-2901 (966 amino acids)
Source: RefSeq, a predicted model, not a curated record
AUGGAGGAUAACCAAGUGGAAGAUACUGAUUUCCACACCCCGGAGGAUAACCCAAUUGCCGGAGGCUCCACUACGUCAACGGAAACGAUAGUGGAGAGACAACGGGAAGCGGAUUUAGUUACGGUAUUUAUAAAUCCACCCAAAUCGGAGCCUCACGGAACGGCCCACCAAUCAUCAACAACAAAAAGUGUUGCCCUCAUGAGGAGUGAGGCGCAAAUCGGCCUGCAAAUACGGAGGCAAUUGAUGCUAAACGGGAUCUGCGAGAGAUUAACCCAGCUGUCAGAGGAGGAAGCAUGGGUGGCAGUCCUCGAGGCAUAUCAAUCGCAAGGCAACGCUUCAUGGAAGGAGUUCUCGGAUUAUCACGAGCUCCUUCUUAGCGAAGCCCCACCGGAGAUCUUUGAUCAUCAAUACCACACGGAGGACAUCUACAGCCAGGUAUCCUCCACCAAUUUUAACAUCGGCAUUAUUAUCGGACAACUUCGGACCAUUCUUGACAGGCGGAGGCAAAGAACCCAACCUCAAGGUGCAACCGGAUCCACGGACUUUAAUUCGCUCACCCGAAUUACUAUUCCCACAUUUGACGGAACGUAUCAUGAUUGGAGAGCAUUUGAUGACUUGAUCACCAAUCUCGUGAUUAACCCAUCCAAAAUCAGCAACGGUGAGAAGCUCACUCGGCUGAAGGCAGCUCUUCGGGGUGAGGCAGCUAGCCUCAUUUCCAAUAUUGCCAUUUCAAAUGACAAUUUCGCAACGGCCUGGGAGGCCCUCAGAAAUCGCUACGAGAACAAACGGGUUCUCGUAGUCUCCCACCUCAACAGGAUCCUGGCCUUGACUCCAGUCAAGGUCAAGACAGCCAAGGCCAUCCAAACAAUCAUCUACACUACCAAGAAAGCCAUACACGCUCUGAAAACCCUCGGAGCCCCAACGGAGCAUUGGGACAUGAUCAUCGGUCAUUUGAUCAGGAGAUUGCUGGACCCGGAUACACGAGAGAAGUGGGAGCUUAAGCUCGGAGAUUCCAGAGAAAUCCCAACUCUAGAGGAAACUCCAUCCAAUAAAUCAUCGGUCACCUCCACCUCCACCACCACGGCUCGGGUUCACCAGGUGUCAGCGGACACUCCUCAGGCAUCCAGCAGUCAUCCAUCCAGCGGAUCAUCGGCCAAGGCAAGUGCCACCAGUACUAGGGAAAGUCAUUGUCCCUGCGGUCCAUCGGUCGGCCACACACUCAUCAAGUGUCCCACCUUCGUCCAGAUGAAGCCAUUGGACAGGAGGUCAUACGUGAUGAGCAGUCCACGGUGCUUCAACUGCUUUAGAAGCCACAGAGCGGAGAGUUGCCCAGAAACUCAACGGUGUAAGGUUAGCCAGAGCAAACACCAUACAAUGAUCCACGAAGGAUCACCAGGAGCUCCAAACGCAGCUCGUCCAGCCAACACCCAGUCAACGAGCUCAAUCCAACGUCGGCUGGAAAAAGCGGCCAGUCAACCACCAACGGCACCAAGGCCACCACCAGACAUGGCUAGACCAGCGGAUCGGGUGAAUAAAAAUUCCAUUGUUAAUUUUUAUAUCCACCUUCUCACCUGGAUCUUCUUGAUAGACUCAUCCAAACCACCACCAACGGCACAUAGUACCACGGCGGAAUUGAUUCGGUCGUCUAUCGAGAACCUCACAGUUGUGAGAUCAUCAGCGGCGGGUCACCACUCAUCCAAGGCGGUCAAAACAGCGCACUCAAUCCAAUCUCCAUCGGACUCCAAACCACAGCUGGUGCUCUUGGCAACGGCACGGGCCAGAGCAUCUACUCCAAGCGGUUUCUCGCAACCAACGAGAAUCCUCAUCGACCAGGGCUCAGAGUUGUCAUUUAUCUCUGAAAGCCUGGUCAAAUUGCUCCAACUCCAACGGAAGGCGGCGGUUAUCAAUCCAAUCGGCAUCGGCUCCACGGACUCAGGUCGCACAAGAGGCUUGGUGUCCGUUACACUCCACUCCAACUUUGACAGUCAGUUUGUCAAAAUACGGGCCCACAUCCUCGGCAAGCUCACAGCGAAAUUACCCUCUAUUUCCUGUGAAUCACCAUCCAUCGGAGAACUCCAACACCUCCAACUGGCGGAUCCAAGUUUUGGAAAAUCUGGUCCCAUAGACGUCAUCAUCGGUGCAGAUUUCUACGGCCAAAUCAUCGGAGACCAAGUGAUUAAAUCCACGGAUAAUCAACUCGUCGGCCAGAACACCACCUUCGGCUGGAUCAUUUCCGGAUCAGUUUGUUGCUCAGGCUAUUCGACCAAGGUCUCUCUAACUGCAGUACAAGAGACUCCGAACGAGCAACUGCUGGCACUUUUGAAGAAGUUCUGGACCCAGGAGGAAUUGCCAGCUCAGAGCAAUACCCCCCUCACCCAGGAGGAGCUCGAAUGUAGGCAACAGUUUCAAUCCACCCACACUCGGGAUCCUACGGGAAGGUAUGGCGUAAGACUACCCUUUAAAUCAUCGGCCAAUUCCCUUGGGGUCUCAAAACCCAAGGCUCUUUGGCAACUUCACCAGCUCAGCGGCAAACUCCAAAGAGACUCCAUCUACGGGAUGCUGUACCGAGACUUCAUCCAAGAAUAUGAAGCUCUUGGACAGAUGCAGCGAGUAGUGGACACCACGGAACCAUCUCCAGCAUACUAUCUGCCACAUCACGGAGUGGUACGUCCAGAUAGCACAACCACCAAGCUUCGGGUCGUAUUCAACGGCUCCACUCCCACCUCAACCGGUACGUCACUUAACGACAUCCUCCAUGCCGGCGGGAAACUCCAGGUAGACGCUCCUGACGUGCUUCUAUGGAUGAGAAGACACAGGUACAUCUUCGGCACGGACAUUGUAAAAAUGUUCCGGCAAAUCAGGAUCCACUCGGACGACUGGACCCUCCAGCGUAUCCUCUGA